AUGAAAAUGCUGGUGGUGUUCCUUGCCCUUGCCAGUGUGGCGUGUGGUUCAAUUGUUCCGUUGGCGCAGCCAGCUUACCAUCCAGCGCUCGUCCUGGAUCCUCAUGGACGGCCUCUAGACACCGCUGAGGUCAUCAAUGCCCGUGCAAUCCACCUACAAGCCAAGGCUCUGGAAGGCCAUGGCGCUCUUGUGCACGCCGCUGUUGCUCCCAUUGCUGUCGCCCCCGCUGUGGUCGCAGCGCCCGCCGCCGUCUCCCACCAGUCUCGUGUGGACGUCCGCACCAGCCCCGCCAUCGUGACCGCCCACGCCGCUCCCGUGCUGGCCGCGCACAGCGCUUACGGCGCACCUCUUUUGGGACACUCCGCUCUCGGGCUCGCCGGCCACGGACACCUGCUGAAGAAGCGCUCCCUGGGCUACCUCUCGUACGCCGCCCCAGUGUACGCCGCCGCCCCCGCCGCCGUGUCGCACCAGUCCCGCGUGGACGUCGUCUCUAGCCCGGCCGUCGUGUCCCACGCCGUCGCGGCUCCUGUGCUUGCGCACGCCGCCGUUGCACCGGUGGUCGCGCACGCCAUCGCCCCCUCUGCCGUGUCUCACCAGUCCCGCGUGGACGUCCGCACCAGCCCGGCUGUUGUAUCUCAAUCGGUUGUGGCCGCCCCUAUCCUGUCAGCACCCAUUCUCGGUGCGCACUCUGCUUACGCUCACUCUGGUUACGGACAUCUGUUGAAGAAACGCUCUUUGGGUCAUCUCAUCGCCCCCGUAACCCUUGCGCACGCUCCGGCUGCUGUCUCCCACCAGGCCCGAGUUGAUGUUGUUUCCAGGCCAGCUAUUGUUACCCAGACUGUGACUGCCCCCGUCAUAGCUCGUACAGCUGUGCUUUCACAUGCACCCAUCGUUCCUCUUGCGCAUUCGUCUGUAUUAUCUGUGCCACUUUCGCGUUCAGUGCAUUCUUCACCCUUAGCUUAUGCGGCGCACUGG
Messenger RNA from Iphiclides podalirius (scarce swallowtail), 975 nucleotides. Lineage: Eukaryota; Metazoa; Arthropoda; Insecta; Lepidoptera; Papilionidae. The record is from the annotation of a GenBank genome assembly.